AUGCGGCGCGGGGGCUGGAGGGAGCACGUGAGGGCGGAGCUGCAGGGGCGGGAGCGGCGGGCGCGCGGCCUGCGGGCGCUGCUGGAACGACACCAGGAGCUCCGCGAGCGGCUGGAGGCGCGGGAGGCGCAGCUGCCGGGCGGAGGCGCCUCUGGGCCGCCCUCGGAACCGGCCGCCCUCCAGGUGCAGCUCCGGCGCGAGCGAGGAGAGCUGCGGGAGCAGGUCGCGCUCCUGGCGGAUCUUCUCCGGGGGGCCGAGGCCGAGAGCCGCGAACAGCGCGCCAGGAUGGGGUGCCUGGCCCGGGACCUGGCCACCCUCACCCGCCAGCACGAGGAGGCUGAGUGCCGAGCCUGGAGGUUCUCCCAGGAGGCAGAGGAGCUGCGCAGGGAGCUGGAGCAGGCCCGGGGGCUGCUGCAGGAGGCCCAGGCGGGACGGGUGGCCUUGGAGGCCCGCUGGGUGAGAGAGAAGGCCCUGGAGGCCAGGCGGAUCAACUGGGGCAAUGAGCAGGAGGAGAAGUGCCGGAAGAAGGUGGUACGCCUCCAAGAGAAGCUGGCUGAGGCAAGGGAGCAGGCUGGCCUGCCUGGCUUGGAUUUGGAUGAAAGGGACGGCAGCUUCAGCACCUCUUCCCAGGAAGCAGAGUUGGGGUGGGCCCUGAAGGGGCCAAGCGCUGCACGGGGCAGCUGCUGGGAGCAAGAUGGAUAGCAGAGGAGGCAGUGCGUGGGGAUUGCUUGUCCUGCCACUGCCCGCAGCAGGGAACCAAAUAGUCCCUGCAGAUUUGGGCUUUGCUGGUUUUGGGCCCAGGCGCUGGGAGGUGCUCAAGACGAGGACCGGUGAAUGCCGCCCAAGGGCCUUUCUGCAGCUGUUGCAGCCAAGAUGGGAGUUUUUCUGCUCUGUUGUUUGGAGGCGGCUGCCCAAAUGUUGGUCUCCCCUGCAAAAAUGGGCAGAAUUGAGUAAACCAGAGCCCUGUUGCUAGGCCGAGGUGUCUACCUCUUCAGCUGUGUUUCCCCACUCCUUUUAUGUCCAGGAAAUUAAUAAAAGCUGUUUCAGUUCA
This is a messenger RNA of Candoia aspera, 1051 nucleotides long. RefSeq lists its product as uncharacterized. Bases 1 to 702 code for a protein of 233 amino acids. The transcript has 8 exons. The record is from RefSeq and is a predicted model, not a curated record. Lineage: Eukaryota; Metazoa; Chordata; Lepidosauria; Squamata; Candoiidae.